Messenger RNA from Lingula anatina, 1075 nucleotides. RefSeq names its product exosome complex component MTR3. NCBI's taxonomy places the organism in Eukaryota, Metazoa, Brachiopoda, Lingulata, Lingulida, Lingulidae. Gene Ontology annotation, molecular function: RNA binding. Gene Ontology annotation, cellular component: nuclear exosome (RNase complex); nucleolus; cytoplasmic exosome (RNase complex). The record is from RefSeq and is a predicted model, not a curated record. Gene Ontology annotation, biological process: nuclear mRNA surveillance; U4 snRNA 3'-end processing; rRNA catabolic process.
UGAAAUGAACCUGAGAAAUGAUGGAAGAACUUCUGAUCAAGUCCGUCCCAUUUUUUUAAAAUCUGGGGUCAUAAGCCAAGCCAAAGGGUCUGCCUAUCUUGAGAUGGACAAAACAAAGAUCAUGUGUGCAGUGUAUGGCCCUCGACAGGUUAGAAGAGAGGACUUCAGUCUGCAGGGACAACUCACCUGUGAGUUCAAGUUUUUAACUUUCUCCUGCAAGUAUAGGCGGCAGCACCAGCAAGACAACCAGGAGAAAGACUAUUCAGUGAUAUUAUUAGAGGCAUUAGAACCAGCUGUAAGACUGGAGAAGUUCCCAAAGGCCAAGCUUGAUAUUUUUGUGACAGUUUUGGAAGAUGAUGGAAGUUCUUUAAGUGGAGCCAUUACAGCAGCCUCAGUGGCACUGGCAGAUGCAGGGAUAGAGAUGUAUGAUCUUGUUGUUGGGGCUGCUCUGAGACAAAAUGGGAAGAUGGUACUAAUGGACCCCUGUGGACCAGAGGAAUAUAGACCAGAGAGAGCACCAGCAGAGGUGAACCAGGGCAGUAUCACUGUGGGACUGAUGCCCUCUAUGCACCAGGUGGCAGCACUGGCUUUGAGAGGAGAACUAGAUCAGCAGACGACAGCCAAGGGCAUCAAAUUAUGUAUAGAAACUUGCCAGAAAAUUUAUCCAGUGGUGCAAGAAUGUCUCAUACAAUCAGUGAAGAAAAAGCUUGCAGAGCAGAAACCAGAGUGAUUUGUGAAGUCUGCAAUUUUCUUGAGGACAAGUGCCGUGAUUCGCAAGCAAGUGGUGCCCCUAGUGAGAGGAAUGGAAACCAGUAGCUGGCACUGGAAUCCAAUUGCCAGGGCAAUGGUACUGACUGGAGAAAUUAUUUGGUGUAAAAAGCAGAUGUUUACACAGAUGUUGCAACAAAUUAUGUUUUUUCUUAAUAAUUGUAACCGUGUUUUAGCUACUGCUAAAUGGGUUUAUCUGAAAGAUUUCCAAAACCUGUUGUUGUCAGUUUUAACAUACACACUCAUGCAGAGAGAGAGAGAGAGAGAGAGAGAGAGAGAGAGAGAGAGAAAUUGGAAAUAAAAGAAA